UUCUUUGGUGCCCAGUACAAGUGAGUUCUUUACAGAACCCCCGUGCAAUCAUACUGCUCGGUUCUACAUCCCCUCAUCUUGGACCAACAAGCACGCACAAGUAGAAGCCAUGGCGGCAUUCGGGAGCAUGCUUGCCUCUGCCGUUAUCAAGGUAGUCGUCCAAGAGCUGAGUUCCACCAUCGGAAGUAAUAUAAAGAUGCAGAAGAACUUUAAGAAAGACCUGGAGGAGAUGAGGAGCACUCUGGAGUCCGUGGAGGCGGUGCUCAAGGACGCCGAGAAGAGGUCGAUCAAUGACACAGCGGUUCGCCUUUGGCUGGAACGGCUCAAGAAGGCCAUGUAUGAUAUCUCCGACAUGGUAAAUGAAUUUGAAAUCAACACUGAAGUACCGGCUGGACAAAAGAUUCCAGUCAUAUCCUACUGUCUUCAGUUUGUUCCUAAGAUUGUGAUGGCUAAUAAGAUGAGGGUAAUGAGAGGGCAACUUGAGAACAUCACUAAACAACAUCAAAAUUUCAGUUUCAUGCCUGACGGGAGCUCUAGUGUGAGGCAAGUUAGCGAUGUACGGGAAACAUCAUCUGUUAUGGAAGAGACACUUAUCAUUGGGAGGACUGUAGACAAACGAAAAAUGCUAGCUAUUUUAUCUGUAAGAAUCACGGAACAGAUCACCAUUGUUCCCAUACAUGGUAUUGGAGGCAUUGGGAAAACAACAUUGGCAAAGUUGGUUUUCAAUGAUAACCAAUUCAAAGAUUACUCUCGAGUGUGGGUUUAUGUGUCCCAGAAGUUUGAUUUGAAUGAAAUUGGUAACUCUAUAAUAUCACAAGUAUCAGAUGAACAAAGCCAACUGGCUGAAAGGCAGAUGAUACAUAAUCGCCUUGGAAGAAUACUCGUUGCUAAAGAUAUUCUUAUUGUUUUAGAUGACUUGUGGGAGAGGGAUUCAUCUCAACUAGAGGAUUUGAAGGCUAUGCUAACAGUUGGAAAUGCUGGAAAAGUGGUCGUAGUAGUAACCACCCGAGAUCAACGAAUUGCAAUGAAACUUCGCACCAGAGAUUCUUAUGAGAUAGAACCCUUGACAAAUGAAAUGUGCUGGACAAUCAUAAAACAAAAGAGUUCAUUUCAAACUAGACCAGACAAAGAGUUGCUGGAGAUGAUAGGAAGGGAUAUUGCAAAAAAGUGUGGAGGUGUGGCUUUAGCAGCUCAAUCCCUUGGAUACAUGUUACAAUCCAUGAGGUCUGAUGAAUGGGCAUCAAUUAGAGAUAGUGAUGUCUGGAGCGGAUCUACUCCAGAAGAUGGAUCUUCCUCGUCUCAUGUUCUUGCGUCCCUAAAGCUGAGUUAUAGCAGUAUGCAUCCAUACUUGAAGUUAUGUUUUGCUUAUUGUGCAAUCUUUCCAAAAGGCCAUAAUAUUGUUAAAGGUGAUCUAAUAUACCAAUGGAUUUCUCUUGAUUUCAUCGAGCCGAAUACCAUACUGUCCACCAGACAGCUUAGUGAGAACUACAUCAAUCAGCUUGUGUCGAUGUCCUUCCUUCAACAUUCACAAUCACCUUCGAUCGGUUGGCUGCAUGAGAAAGAUGUCACAUUGUUCACUAUGCAUGAUUUGGUACAUGACCUCGCAAGAUCAGUCAUGGUGGAUGAAAUUCUGGAUGCUUCCAAACAGAAAAAUAAGGAGGGUGGCAGCUGCCGCUACGCAUUGCUGACAGAUUGCAGUAAGUCAUUGAAGUUAACUGCAAUUUCUCCUAUAAAAAUAAGGACGAUACGUUUUCUGGACAGCGGCAAAAGUGAACUUUGUAAUGGUGCUUUUUUAUCAGCGAAGUACUUGCGUGUCUUGGAUUUAGGUGAAUGUUCUAUAAAGAAGUUUCCAGAUUCAGUUGAGCAAUUGAAGCAGCUGAGGUAUCUUAAUGCUCCACGAAUCCAAAACAGGAUGUUUCCAAAGUGUAUUACCAAGCUCUUAAAAUUAAAUUACCUUAACCUGAGAGGCUCGUCCAGUAUCUCAGCAAUACCAGAGUCAAUUGGUAAAAUGGGAAAUCUUAUGCAUCUUGAUUUGUCAUAUUGUUCAAGCAUACAUGGAAGACUCCCAAGAUCAAUGGCGGAUCUCAAAGAGUUGGUAAAUCUGAAUUUGUCACACUGCUAUCAAAUUGAUGGAAUAGCGGAUGUUUUGUGUGGCCUUACCAAACUUCAACAUUUGAAUUUAUCACGUCCGCGAUUGAGUAACUCGCGAUUGAGUGACCCGUGUCUCAGAGAGCUACCAGAAGUCAUCGGCAAUCUUAAAAAACUUCGGUAUUUGAAUCUGUCAGGGUGCAUAGAUUCUCUAUCUAGGAUAAGAAUGGAUGUAUUCAUUAAGUGUAUCUCUACCAUCUCCAGUCUAGAGCAUUUGGACUUGUCCUGGAAUAAAUUUCAGUAUUAUAUACCGGAAUGUAUUGGCAGCCUGAGGAAGCUACACACACUAAACCUGUCGCACUGCCGCAGUCUUUAUGAGCUUCCAGAAAGUAUGGUUAAACUGAGUAAUCUCAAGGUUCUAAAAGUGAUUGGAUGCUUUUAUUUGAAAACGUCCACGCGACUAAGUGCCCGUUUGCCACUAUAUGUAGUGCAUGUUACUAAUUGCGAAUCUGGCAGUUCUCUUGCGGAGCUUGAGCAUGCAAAUCCUGAUGGACUGAGGAUUACAAUGCUCGAAAAACUGAGAACCGUAUCAGAGGUGAAGGGUAUUCAAUUAAUAGAAAAACGGAGAAUGAAAGAGUUGACUUUCGAGUGGAGUGGGCAUGCCAAGAGGUUCAUGGAUGAUGUGUACGUAUUGCAAGAGUUAGUGCCACCAACCACAUUAAAGCAUUUCAUGGUACGAGGUUAUGAUAGUGUCAGCUUUCCAAUCUGGCUAAUGAUUAUCAGAUAUCAUCUGCCUAACCUUGUGAGUAUUACAAUGUGGAAUUUGCCCAAAUGCAACAACCUACCACCACUCGACCAGCUGCCAAAUCUACAAACACUAGUUCUCAUCGGCAUGGAGAGUUUGGAGGAGUGGAACAUGACAUCUUCGAGUAGGGGGGAUGGUGCGAACAAGCUCAUUUUCCCCAACCUUCAGAUCUUGAAAAUAAGUGACUGCCCAAAGUUGAAGAUGCAACUACAUCUACCUAGAGUUGUGUCUUGGUUUAUUUCAAAUAGUGAUAAUGUGAUGUCAUCAUGGGGAGAACAUUUGAUGCACAAUAGUUCUUCAUCCUCUUCUAGUGCAGUAACUUAUAUGCAGGUUCAGCACUGCAACGUGCCCCUGCACCAAUGGAGAUUGCUUCACCACCAACCUGUCCUUACUGGUUUAACCAUUGCCAAUUGCAGUGAUCUGACCAGCUCACCAGAUAUCAUGCAGGUUCUUUCCUCCCUUGAAUCACUACAGUCGCUACGUUUGUUCUCCUGCAGCAGCAUGACAUCGCUCCCUCCAUGGUUAGGAAAACUCACCCAUCUCAAGGAACUUGAAAUCUGGGAGUGCUUACAGCUGAGAUCUUCCUUAGAGAAAAUGGAACAACUUACUAGUGUAGAAUAUCUGACAAUUCAGCACUGCCCUGGACUAUUGCACUCCCUUGGACUACAAGUAGAAAGAGAUGAAUUCAUAUGGUCGAGUUCAGUGGGUAGUUUGAGGAAGACAAUAAGGAAAAUAAAUAAAAUGAGCAAAUCGGGCAACCACCAUGUUGAGGAAGAUUGAUGAUAUGAAAACACCCGGUGGUGGCUCCGCCACUUUGGCCCUGU
Lolium rigidum is the source of this 3717-nucleotide messenger RNA. Its product is annotated as putative disease resistance protein RGA3. Gene Ontology annotation, biological process: defense response to fungus. Lineage: Eukaryota; Viridiplantae; Streptophyta; Magnoliopsida; Poales; Poaceae. Bases 110 to 3673 code for a protein of 1187 amino acids. The record is from RefSeq and is a predicted model, not a curated record. Gene Ontology annotation, molecular function: ADP binding; protein binding. The transcript has 6 exons.